Salarias fasciatus (jewelled blenny) is the source of this 1416-nucleotide messenger RNA. Its product is annotated as CCN family member 2-like. The coding region runs from base 355 to 1416 and encodes 353 amino acids. Gene Ontology annotation, molecular function: integrin binding; heparin binding. Gene Ontology annotation, biological process: cell adhesion; positive regulation of cell differentiation; signal transduction. Lineage: Eukaryota; Metazoa; Chordata; Actinopteri; Blenniiformes; Blenniidae. Gene Ontology annotation, cellular component: extracellular matrix; extracellular region. The transcript is spliced from 6 exons. The record is from RefSeq and is a predicted model, not a curated record.
UGUGUGGCUGCAGAGCUGCAGUGAGGCCUCCCUCCUCCUCGCCGCUGCUCCGAGCUCCAGUUCCACCGGACUACAUGAGGACUGGACCUGCUUCCGUUCAGGAUCAACCACGCUGGAACCGUGUGAAAUGACAUCCGAUCAUCUUCGGCGAGUACGAAACGUUCAACAAGUACAGCUGAAGUCAGACGUGACCUUCCUGGCUCUACUGAAGAUGGCUGCAGCGAAGAGCUCACCCUCACUGCCUACUUCACUGACUACAUUCCUCAAAACAUCCAGCGGGGGUGGAACAGACUCAUACAGUCGGUUCAACAGUCCGCCACCGAGGGAGCAGCAGCAGGGUCCGGCCGAGGAAACAUGUCUUCACACGUCCCAGAGGCGCUCUGGCUGCUCCUGGCCGUCCUCCAGUCGACGGUGUCCCAGGACUGCUCCCAGACCUGCUCCUGCCCCGCCGACCCCCCUCGCUGCCCUGUGGGAACCAGCCUGGUGCUGGACGGCUGCGGCUGCUGUAAAGUGUGCGCCCGGCAGCUGAGGGAGCCCUGCUCCCUGCUGGAGCCCUGCGAUCACCACAAGGACCUCUACUGCGACUACACCCUGCUGAGCGACACCCAGACCGGCGUCUGCAUGGCUCAGGACGGCCAGCCGUGUGUCCUCGGCAGGCGGACGUACGGCAGCGGCGAGUCCUUCCGGCCCACCUGCAAACACCAGUGUGUGUGUAUGAACGGGGAGAUCGGCUGUGUGCCCACGUGUCCCACCAAGGCCCGGCCGCCGUCCCCGGACUGUCCGUACCCACGGCCGGUCCACAUCCCCGGGAAGUGCUGCGAGGACUGGGUCUGUCACCAAACCCCCCCAGAACGCCACUACCAGGCCGUCAGCGCAGGAGUGUCUCAUGUCCGUCCCUUGGUGCCCCAGUCGUCUCCUCCUGGACUUCCAGCUGAGAGUCCCAGAGAGAACUGCAUCGUCCAGACCACGGCGUGGAGCGAGUGUUCGGCCAGCUGCGGCAUGGGCAUCUCGUCCCGCGUCACCAACGACAACCGGCGCUGCCAGCUGGAGCGGCAGACCAGGAUCUGCAUGGUGCGACCCUGCAGCAGCCAGCAGGAGAGGGACAUCCGGAAAGGAAAGAAAUGCAUCCGGACUCCCAGAGCCCAACUCUGGAUGCGCUUCAGACUGUCGGGCUGCUCCAGCAGCAGGCUGUACCGACCCAGGUUCUGUGGCGUGUGCACGGACGGGCGCUGCUGCACGCCGUCCACCAGCGUCACGGCCAGCGUGGAGUUCCGGUGUCCCGAGGGAGACGUGUUCACCAGGAAGAUGAUGUUCAUCAAGACCUGCUCCUGCCAUCACCACUGCCAGCAGGACAACGACAUCUUUCUGGCGUCCAGCGCCCGGAGGAUGAGCGGGGACUACGACAGCACCCUGUGA